GUUUACGAGGCCCAACUUCAACUGUUAAGUAUCUCUGCGAAGGAAUGAACGGAGGAGACAAAUGUCUCGGCUUCUGCAAAGACGUUUCCUCUGUAGCAGAGGCAGUAGCAACAGCAACAAGAACUCAAAUCAGCAGCAAUGGAAGGUAAAGCAGGUAACGAAGUCGAACUUCUCAGAGGCUCUGGAGGAGAUCAAGAAGCAUAUCCAAGAUUCAGAUUUCAUUGCCGUUUCGUCGCAGAAGAGCGGGGCCUUCUCUGCUCCUUGGCGUCGAGUGUUGCCAUUCGACACCCCUGAGACUGCCUACUGUAAAGCCAAAGAUGCUGCUGAGAAAUUUCAGCUCUUUCAGUUCGCCGUUUGCCCUUUUUCCAUAAAAGAAUCCAAGGUCAUCGCCUUCCCAUACAACUUUCAUUUGUUUCCGAGGGAUGAGUUGAAUAUAGGCAUGCCAGCUUACAGUUUUUCAUGUCAAACAUCGUAUUUGACGUCUAUGGCUCGGGAAGGUUUUGAUUUUAAUGUCUGCAUAUAUGAUGGUAUAUCAUACUUAUCCAGAGUACAAGAAUCCAGUGCAAAAGAUAGGAUUGGGAAUCCUAUUUCUAGGAUCCAUCCAGUGAAAUCUUCUUUGGCCCAAUCUGUUGCUGAUUCCGUGUUCUUGGAAAGGACUAGGUCAAGAGUUAGACAUUGGAUAAAUGCAUGUAAAGAUCCAAUUCCAAAGAAGGGAACUGAUGAUGCUCUUAUCAAAUCACUGAGGAAGCUUAUCUUAGGUGAAAUGUUUGGGUCAAGACCGUGCAUGAGUAUAGAUAUUUGCAGUGAACGUCAAGUAGAGCUGGUGCUGGAGAUGUUGAAUGAAUUCUCUGAUCUUAUAGGUCUAAUUAUCCCAGACAAGAGUGGGGGACCCAAGGCAGUACGAGUGGUACUGACAAGUUCUGAAGAGGACAAGAAACUUCUUGAGUGCGUAAUUGUAGUUUUGUUUGGUAGAGGGAGCUUGAAAAUAUUGAAGAGGAGGAAAACAAGCGAGUUCGUGGCUUUCGAGAGGUUAUCGAUGCAGUAUCUGUGUCCCAGAAACCUAUUGUUGCCUACAACUGUCUUAAUGGGAUUCAAUGAUGCAGAGUUAACAUUCAUUCAUUCAAAAUUCCUUGCUCCUCUGCCUCAGAGCAUGAGUGAGUUCAUGUGCUCCUUGCGCUUUGCUUUUCCAUGCAUCCUUGAUGUCAACCAUUUGUUGAAAGAAAUUGGUCCUCUUAAAAAGGCAAAAAACUUGCCUGCAGCCAUGUCCUACUUGAAGAGACAAUUCUUUGCGCCCCUUGACAUGGAAAUUCCACACCAAGGUUUCUCGGAGCAGGAACAUGAAGGCAAGAACCACGGGCAUAAUGUUCUAAGAAUAACACAUUUGUUUGCCAAACUCUGCUUGAUACUAAAAGUAACUCGUGAUUCUAACGAAACAGUGAAUGAUGAUCUGAAUAAUGCCAUGGAAAGCUAUGCAAACAAUUUCAAUCCCUUCUGUACCAGUGUCCAAGAACCAAUUGAUGGAGAAGGCAUGGUGUGGAUGGAUAAUACAAGAAAAGUGAGCACUGAAGACCUAGCUUUCUUGUGGGGAUUCAGAAGUGGGAUGUCUGCUGGAGUAUUGAAAAGCAUAUUCCGUGGAUCCCAUGAUGUGUUCUCUGAAGAUUUUGAGGUUCGGUUAGUGGACAAAAGUUGCGCUAUUGUUGUUUUCUGGACACCUGGUUCAGCUAAGGUCUUACUCAAUGUGCUGGGUUCUGGGGCAGUUGGUUCUGAUGGUUUGACGGAAAUGAUUUCAGAAGGUCUUAGAGGAGCUGGCUAUGAGUUAUAUAAGAGAAUAUGCAGAUUAGGUUUAUGGGAAUCAGAUUUAGCUGAAUCAUUGGACAGAGCCUUGGAAGAGCCUAUCCCCGAUGUCUUGGGAGCCGAUUCCACAAAAGAUCUGUCAGAGAUAUACUGGAGCAAUGAUGUGAUUAAGCUUGAAGAUCUUUGAUAUUAAAUUUAUCUCCCGUCUCUUGUGAAAGGCGUAAAAGGGUUAUGAUGCUGAUUGCAGAGUUCAUGAACUGAUAGUCUGAUAGGGCAGAGGAUUCUUUAUUGAUUGUUAAAUCUGAUCCUGGGAGAUUCGGCACAUAAAAUUUACUCAGAGAUGAAUGAAAAUGAUUUUUUUGUAAAUGUUGAAACACAUUGAAAAAGCAGGUUAACGAGGAAAUUUCAUUAUGAGAAGGUCUUAAGAGCUACCUUAAAAUACUGUGGCAUUGCUGAGACAUGGCAGUGCUUGCUUUCUGUUCUUCAAUCAUGUGCUGCUUCCAGAGCUUGG
Telopea speciosissima is the source of this 2305-nucleotide messenger RNA. Its product is annotated as poly(A)-specific ribonuclease PARN-like. The record is from RefSeq and is a predicted model, not a curated record. Bases 62 to 1981 code for a protein of 639 amino acids. Gene Ontology annotation, molecular function: RNA binding; 3'-5'-RNA exonuclease activity. Lineage: Eukaryota; Viridiplantae; Streptophyta; Magnoliopsida; Proteales; Proteaceae. The transcript is spliced from 8 exons. Gene Ontology annotation, cellular component: cytoplasm.